UAUUCCUACAAACUUUUCUGCACGAUAUAAUUUUACAUCAUCUGAAAUUGGUAUGUUCCUUAUCGCACCUUCUUUGGGGUUUAUGCUUGGAAGUUUUUUAGGAGGAAAAUACUCGGAUUUUUUAGCAAAGAAAUCAAUAUUAAAUUCCGGUGAAGAUUAUUGUCCUGAAAUAAGAAUAAAAAGCGCUUGGUUUGGCUCAUUAUUAAUUCCAGUAACUGGCUUCAUUUAUGGAUGGCUUUUAGACAUUAAUUUUAAUAUCUAUGUAUUGGCAAUUUUAAUAUUUUUAUGUUCAUUUGGAACGUUAGUCACAUUUAGCACAUUAUCUACAUACCUUGUCGAUUCAUGUCCUGGACGUGGUGCUUCAGUUAUGGCAUUAACUAGUCUUAUUAGAUUUUGUGUGCCUGGAAUUAUAAUGAUGUUUGAAACUUCUAUUGAAGAAAGGUUGGGUGUUCGUUGGAUGUUUGCUUUAAUAAGUAUA
Messenger RNA from Racocetra persica, 478 nucleotides. Lineage: Eukaryota; Fungi; Glomeromycota; Glomeromycetes; Diversisporales; Gigasporaceae. The record is from the annotation of a GenBank genome assembly.